GUGGGUCCAGCAGACACAUCGGUGUAGAAAAUGAAGCAGCAGACAGUGUGGGUGCUGGUGGUGGCUGCAGCAGUGAUCAUGGGCGUCCAGGGGAUGCUUGCCCCUCCUGAAAAGUCCUACAAGAUACUCAUGCUCCUUCCUAUCUCCUCCAAAAGUCACAGGAAUGUUUUCAUGAUACUCGCUGAGGGUCUGGCCGACCGCGGCCAUAAGGUAGUGAUGCUGACAAGCGGUACUGAGAUAUCCAACCAUCCCAACAUAAAAGAAAUUCCCUACUUCAAUUCGUACGUAAUAAGCAAAAAUGCAACUUCGAGCCUAUUCAACAACACUCCUGGAAACAUCGUCAAGAUGAUGGCAGAGUUUCUACCUAUGGUUGCUAGGGAGGUGUACCUCCUGCCAGCGGUGAAAGAGAUCUACAAGAGGAGGAAAGAGUUUGACCUCAUAGUGGUCAAUCACAGGUACAACGAGGUAGUUUAUCCCUUCACGCACGAGGUUCCCUUCAUAACACUGUCAGCUCGAGAGAUAGAACCGAGUCAGAGUGCAGUCAUGGGCAAUGUUAUUAACCCGACUCAUUUUGUUAAAUUUGAUUCGCACUUCCUAGUAUUAGCCUGGCGUCGAUUCUCAAACUUAAUCCAACAGUUACACAUGGAUAUCAAAUGGAGAUACUGGACUGUCAUUCCCCUCGUCCAGAAAGAGAUCUCUUCUCUGUUCCCGGAGUUGCCGUCGUUGCUAGAACUCGAGAAGAACUCAAGUCUUACUCUCCUCAACACUCACUUCUCCAUGGGUCCCGUCCUGCCUCUCCUGCCCUCACAGGUGGAAGUGGGGGCCAUGCACUGUCGUCCAGGCAACCCUCUCCCUCAGGAGCUGGAAUCUUGGAUUACAGGAGCCGGGCCAGAUGGAGUCAUUUACUUCAGUUUGGGCUCCGUCUUCACGGCUUCGACGCUGCCUGCUUGCUACAUCGAGCUCUUCGUCAAGGCGUUCAGCCGGGUGUCGCAGCGCGUCCUCUGGAAGUUCGAGGACGAACUGCACUGCUUGCCUGACAAUGUGAAGAUCAGCAAGUGGCUUCCCCAACAGGACAUUCUAGCCCACAAGAACGUGAAGGUAUUUAUUACCCACGGUGGUCUACUCAGCUUGCAGGAGUCUAUCUACCACGCUACGCCCCUCCUGGCCUUCCCCAUCUUCAGCGACCAACCCAAGAACGCCCUCUUCAUCGAGGAGGCUGGCCUGGGUCUGAAGCUGGCCUGGAAUGAGCUCACUGCUGACUCUCUCCUCAAGGCUCUUGAUGAUCUUCAUCAGUAUUCCAGGUACAAGAAGGAAGUGGUGAAGAUAUCAGGAAGGAUACGAGAUCAGAUGCUGCCGCCCAGGGAGGUGGCAGUGUUCUGGACGGAGUAUGUGAUCCGUCAUGGCGGAGCUCCUCAUCUCAGGACCUCAGCAGCACUCUCCUCCUGGAUACAGUUCCUGAUGCUUGACCUGUUCUUCUUCCUACUUUUGGCUCUCCUCCUCUCCAUCUUCAUCUUACGUCGCAUCGUUAGAACCAUCAUUGGCAAAACAUCUGGCCUCGAUGGGAAAAAACGGAAGAAAGAUUAAAAAUGUGUUCCCUUCACAGAAGAAAGAUAAUACCUGAAAAUAAUUUUCACCGUGAAAAAGGUAAAUUGAUAUUCUUCUAGACGGCCUCUGCAAGGUAUAAAAGUGGCGAAAAAAUUGUAAUAACUCGUCUAUGGGGGAUUAGAAAUGACCAGCCUGCAUGUUUACAAUGCUUUGUAGAUGAAUGGUUCAGAGAACCGACAUGUUGAUAAAUUAGACACAUGUGCAACUCUUGGGUAUCUUUAUUAAGGAAACGUUUCGCCA
Cherax quadricarinatus is the source of this 1845-nucleotide messenger RNA. Its product is annotated as UDP-glycosyltransferase UGT5. Lineage: Eukaryota; Metazoa; Arthropoda; Malacostraca; Decapoda; Parastacidae. The record is from RefSeq and is a predicted model, not a curated record. Gene Ontology annotation, molecular function: UDP-glycosyltransferase activity.